Messenger RNA from Diospyros lotus (date-plum), 2763 nucleotides. RefSeq lists its product as uncharacterized. The transcript has 16 exons. Bases 358 to 2217 code for a protein of 619 amino acids. NCBI's taxonomy places the organism in Eukaryota, Viridiplantae, Streptophyta, Magnoliopsida, Ericales, Ebenaceae. Gene Ontology annotation, molecular function: GTP binding; GTPase activity. The record is from RefSeq and is a predicted model, not a curated record.
AGAUUUAAUUCCAGGAAAAAUGGAAACGGCUUCCCUUUUCGUCUCUUUCCGGCGACGUCUCAUCUGAGUUCUCACGUUCCUUCUCUAUCUAAAUUUCUUCAUUCCUUUGAGAAAACCGUCGAUUCAAUCAGCUUUUCCAGAGCACAAAACCCACUCAGUUGGGCUUUCUUCACGAUUCUUAACCUUCCCCUUGCCCAUGGCUUGUUUUUGUUGAGAUCCCCUUCUCUCCCCCCUCGCCCCUACGCCUUAAAAACCUUUGAUCCAAUCCUCGCUUCCAACGAUUCCGUUAUCUGUCAUCGUUCAAGCGCCUCGAACCGUUUCACAUUUGUGAGAUAACGCUUUCGCCCGCGAUCCACAAUGAAGAUUUCUUGUAGGGUCGUGGUCUCUUCGUUCUUUCUCUGCCUUCUCGCGUCUGGGUCGUUCUCAAUUGACGAUUUUCGUAAAGCGUUUCCUAUUGUAGAACCUGAUCCUGGCCAUACAAAACUUCGCAUUGCAAGGGAAGGAUUGGAGGCAAUCGAAAAAAUAAAAAAUCCCAUUGCUGCUGUUGCUGUGAUUGGUCCAUACCGCUCUGGAAAAUCUUUUCUGCUUAACCAACUUCUCUCACUUUCUUGUUAUGAAGGAUUUGGUGUUGGCCACAUGCGUGACACAAAAACAAAAGGGAUUUGGGUAUGGGGUACACCUUUGGAAUUGGAUAUAAAUGGAGUAAAAACUUCUGUUUUCUACCUUGAUACUGAGGGAUUUGAAAGUGUUGGGAAGUCAAAUGUAUACGAUGACCGGAUUUUUGCUUUGGCAACAGUAUUGAGUUCUGUCCUUAUAUAUAACCUGCCUGAGACGAUCCGUGAGGCUGACAUAUCUCGGUUAUCAUUUGCUGUUGAGCUUGCUGAAGAAUUCUAUGGGAGGUUUGUUAUUCUUACAUGCAACUACUUUUCUAAAGCAAAAUCUCCAUUUUUUUACUGGAUACUUUUUCAGGGCCAAGAUGUUGCCUUUGAACCUGCUAAGCUGUUGUGGCUUAUCCAGCGUGACUUUUUACAAGGUAAAUCUGUGAAGGAAAUGGUUGAUGAAGCUCUUCGACAUGUUCCUAAUUCUGAUGGGGACAAAAAUAUUGAUCAGGUUAAUCAGAUCAGGGACUCUUUGGCUAUCAUGGGGGAUAACAGCACAGCAUUUAGCUUGCCACAACCUCAUCUCCAAAGGACAAAGCUUUGUGACAUGAAAGAUGGUGAGCUCGACCCAGCUUAUGUUACAAAGAGAGAGCAAUUGAAGGAACUUGUUUCUUCUGUGAUCCGCCCGAAGAUUGUGCAGGGCAAACCUUUGAAUGGGAAGGAGUUUGUAUCAUUUUUGGAGCAGAUUCUUGAAGCCCUGAAUAAGGGAGAGAUUCCGUCAACUGGCUCUCUUGUGGAUGUCUUCAACAAGGGUAUUCUGGAGCGUUGUGUGAAACUAUACAGUGAUGGGAUGGCUACAUUGAAAAUACCUGUCCCAGAGCAAUCUCUGCAAAAGUUGCAUGAAGAAUUUAGAGAAGAAGCAAUGAAAGUAUUUGAUGAGCAACAUUUUGGUCGGCACCAUGCAAAGAGAUCAAUUGAACAACUGGAUGAAGAAAUUGAGAAGGUGUAUAAGAACUUUGUUAUGGUAAAUGAAUAUCAAUCUUCAAGGUUGUGUGAAGCACAGUUCAUCAAAUGCGAGGAUAAAAUGGAUCAGCUUCAAGUGCUUAGACUUCCUUCCAUGGCAAAAUUUAAUGCAGGUUUCCUCCAAUGCAACCAAAGCUUUGAGAAGGAGUGUGUUGGACCUUCUAAAAACAGUUAUAAGCAGCGAAUGACAAAGAUGCUGGGAAAGUCAAGAUCUCUAUUUAUUAAGGAAUACAAUCACAGGCUAUUUAAUUGGUUGGUGGCCUUCUCCCUUGCCAUGGUGGUGGUGGGUCGCUUCAUCAUAAAGUUUAUUUUGAUUGAGAUCGGGGCAUGGAUACUUUUUAUCUUCUUAGAGACAUACACAAGGAUGUUCUGGUCGGCAGAGUCUCUUUACUACAGCUCAGUUUGGCAUUUUAUUGUGGGAGCCUGGGAAACACUUGUUUACAGCCCUAUCCUUGAUUUAGACAGGUGGGCUGUUCCCUUUGGUGUCGUUAUGGCAUUGUUCGUGCUCUACUGGCGGUGUUAUGGGAGGAGGAAACAUGGUGUGCGUUGGCUUUUACCGGUGUACAACAAUCACAAAGAUCGAAGAUCAGACUAAUAAAGGAAUAGUAACUAUGCUCUAAGCAUCUGUCCUUUGUCGUCAUCUUCAUCGAUACUGUGGUGAGCUUUUCGAUUUUACAAGUAAAGCCUGCCAGGUUACCGGGUUUUUGGUUCCCAAAUAGCAACGAAACUCGACACCCAGAAGAGGCAAAGGACAAGAUAAGGACUGACGGAUCAUGCUGCAGCUGCAUCUGUGGCAAUUAUCUCCAUGAUUUGCAUUACCCUUGUAUACAUUUGAUAUUUGAUAUGUUGUACAUCACCUGAAACGUGUUUUAAUUUUCAAUGGUGCAGUCUCUUGUUGGGCUGGUUGAUUCAGCACUUCAAAUGGCUACUGGCAUUUGUUUUAGCAGGAAAGCAAUUUUGCUUCUGCUUAGUCAUGGUGGUGGCAUCAUGUAAAAUCCAAAAUACCAUGAACAGAAUUUGAAUGUUUCAAUCUCAUAUGUCAUAGGAUUUGAUUUUUUUUUUUUUUUUUUUACUAAGCUUUCAAAUGUAAAUGUAACUUCAGCUCGUGUAAGUAAUCGAAUUACAUAUAUUCUUUCUGUUA